AUGAAGCUGAACCCCAAGAAAUGUGUGUUCGGAGUGAAAUCGGGGAAAUUCUUGGGUUUCCUUGUCAGCGAGAGAGGCAUAGACGCAAACCCAGAUAAGGUAGAAGCAAUACUCAGUCUGCCCCAACCAAAAAGCAUCAAAGAUGUACAAAGGCUGACAGGAAGAAUGGCAGCUCUGACAAGAUUUGUUAGCAAAUCAGCCGACAGGUCGAUCCCAUUUUUUAACACUCUUAAGCAGAACGGAAAAUUCCGGUGGGGAGAAACCGAGGAAAGGGCCUUUGAGAAGGUAAAAGACCAUCUUCGUGCUUUGCCGACGAUAGCCAGGCCGGAAGAGGGCGACAAGCUACAGUUGUAUGUGUCCGCUUCAGCCCAAACCGUUGCUGCCGUACUAAUCAGUGAAAAAGACAAAGUCCAGCAGCCGAUAUACUUUGUCAGCCACAUUUUGAAUCCGGCAGAAGCGAGAUACUCGCUGAUAGAGAAAGUUGCCUAUGCAGUCCUGAUAGCCGCCAGAAAGCUCAGACCAUAUUUUGAUGCACAUACCAUACAAAUCCUGACGAACUUCCCACUAGAGAAGGCUUUGCAAAAAAUGGAUACAGCCGGCAGGCUGUUGCGAUGGGCAAUAGAGCUGUCGGAGUACGAUCUUGAGUUUCACCCGCGCAAUGCAAUAAAAGCACAAGCCUUGGCCGACUUCGUAGUUGAAGCAUCUUAUCAAGAGGAUGAAACCAAAGCAGAAUCCUGGGAAGUAUCAGUGGACGGGUCAGCCGCUCAGUCGGGAGCGGGAGCCGGCGUUGUCAUGACCUCUCCGACAGGAGAUAAGUUCGAAUACGCAAUCAGAUUCACUUUUGCAGCUUCGAACAACGAAGCAGAAUAUGAAGCAGCCAUUGCAGGGGUACAGCUAUGUUUGUUGGCAGAUGCCAAGAGGAUAGUAAUGACAACAGAUUCUCAGUUGGUGGCAAAUCAGUUUUCGGGAGAGUAUGAAACAAAGGAGCCAUCAAUGCGGCGGUAUCAAGAAAAACUGAAGACGCUGACAGCGAAAUUAGAGGCUUUUGAGAUCAAGUUGGUCCCUAGAGCGUUGAACACUGCCGCAGACAGCCUAGCAAAACUGGCCAGUUCGAAAGCAAUCGAGCUCAGUCGAUCAGUAAUGAUAGAAAUCAUGCACAGAAGGAGUACGGAUGAAAAAGGAAAAGAAAUAAUGGUCAUCACGGCAAACAAAGAGUGGUACGACGAUAUCUGGACGUACAAGACAACUGGAGUGCUCCCGGCCGAUAUCAGGGAGGCAAAGAAAAUCAAAAAAGACGUCUGCUGGUACGUCAUAUAUCAGGGACAACUCUAUAAAAGAGCAUUCAGCCUCCCCCUGCUGCGGUGUUUGACGGCAUACGAAUCAGCAAGGUUAAUCGAAGAAAUGCAUGAAGGAAUAUGCGGAAACCAUGUAGGAGGAAAAACACUCGCUUUGAUCUGCCAAAGACAAGGUUACUACUGGCCAACCAUGCUCGAAGACGCACAGAGCUACGUCAAGAAAUGUGAAAAAUGCCAGCUAUUUGCCUCAGUAAUACGUAUGCCAGCAAACGACUUGAUGCCCAUUCUGAAUCCAAUUCCAUUCGCCCAGUGGGGAAUGGAUAUUGUAGGACCCUUCACAACAGCCUCAGGAGGCAGGAAGUUCUUGAUUGUUGUCGUCGAUUACUUCACAAAAUGGAUUGAGGCCGAGCCGGUAGCCAAGAUAACAGCCAACCAGGUACGGAAGUUCAUCUGGAAAAACAUCAUAACAAGGUUUGGAAUACCGACAGCAAUAGUAUUCGACCAUGGAUGCCAGUUCGACUGCGAACCUAUACGAGCAUUCUUGGCAGACUACCGGAUCAAGUUCGCAUACGCGUCAGUCUGCCACCCACAGAGCAACGGGCAAGCCGAGGCUGCAAAUAAACAAAUACUCGUAGCCCUUAAGAAAAAGCUGGAUGAGUUCAAAGGCAAGUGGGAAGACACAGUCCCAGAGGUUCUAUGGGGUAACAGAACGACGGUUAAAGAAGCAACGGGAGAGAGCCCUUUCAAACUAUGCUUCGGAUCAGAAGCAGUCAUACCGGCUGAAGUAGCACUACCCACCUUCCGCAUCCAGCAUUAUGAAGAACAGGGAAACGACAGCUUACUCAGGCACCAGCUAGAUUUCUUACCAGAGGUCAGACUGCAGGCGGAAAUUAAGUCGGCUGCAUACAAGAACAGAAUGAGCAGGGCCUACAACAAGCGAGUAAAACAUAGGAAUCUAGAGGUAGGCGACCUUGUACUUCGCCGGACGGCAGCAACCGGCAAAGCUCAAAAACAAGGAAAACUGACUGCAAAUUGGGAAGGGCCCUACCAGAUAUGGGAAGAAGUGGUAGCUGGAUCAUACAGACUAAUGGAGAUGGAUGGAACACCGCAGAAGAACUCAUGGAACGCAGAUACUUUAAGAAAAUUCCAUGUAUGA
This is a messenger RNA of Spinacia oleracea (spinach), 2451 nucleotides long. RefSeq lists its product as uncharacterized. NCBI's taxonomy places the organism in Eukaryota, Viridiplantae, Streptophyta, Magnoliopsida, Caryophyllales, Amaranthaceae. Gene Ontology annotation, biological process: DNA integration. Gene Ontology annotation, molecular function: RNA-DNA hybrid ribonuclease activity; nucleic acid binding. The transcript has a single exon. The record is from RefSeq and is a predicted model, not a curated record. The coding region runs from base 1 to 2451 and encodes 816 amino acids.